Lathyrus oleraceus (garden pea) is the source of this 1189-nucleotide messenger RNA. Its product is annotated as probable glycosyltransferase At5g20260. The record is from RefSeq and is a predicted model, not a curated record. Gene Ontology annotation, molecular function: glycosyltransferase activity. Bases 170 to 1057 code for a protein of 295 amino acids. The transcript has a single exon. NCBI's taxonomy places the organism in Eukaryota, Viridiplantae, Streptophyta, Magnoliopsida, Fabales, Fabaceae.
AAAAGGAAAUUCAAUUAUUUUUUUCCCAAAUUCUAAAUAGAUCCAACCAGCAACACCAAAAGGUCAAGUCAAGGAAACAUACAUGCAACACAAGUUUGCAAACGCAAGUGAAUAUUCUAACAUCGAAAGUGGUGAGGUUUGACUUAUUUGUUUGAUCAAAAAGUGUAAAAUGUUCUUGUCCAAGACAAACCUCUACCUCUUACUACUAUUAUGUUCCUCUUCAUUUAUGGUUUCACUACCACAAAACAAUCCUUACCUAACAUCCACAACACUCUUCCUUCAAAAUUAUCAUAAAAUGGUUCAAAAUUUCAAAGUGUUUAUGUAUCCACCAAACACAAACCAGUUCAAUUUUGGAUCAGAACUAGAAUCUCUCUUCUACUCUUCACUUCUAAACAGUUCUUACCUUACCCAACACCCACAAGAAGCACACCUCUUCUUCUUCCCUUUCUCCUCUGAAAUCUCCACGCGCUCUCUCGCGCGUCUCAUCUCACGCAUCCGCAACGAUUUUCCUUACUGGAACCGCUCUCUCGGCGCCGACCACUUUUACCUCUCCUGCGCUGGAGUUUCUAACAUAAACGACAGGAACAUCGUUGAACUGAAAAAAAACGCGGUUCAGAUAUCGUGCUUUCCCACGCGCCGUCAUAGGUUUGUCCCUCACAAAGAUCUUACAUUACCACCGAUAUCAAAUCUCCACGCGCCGGCUAUAUCAGGUUGUGGAGAUUUCUGUUUUGUUGACUACGGAAACGACAUGGGGAAAGCGAUGCGUUUAGGGUGCGUACCUGUUGUUGUGGUUACGGAUGGAGAUGUAAACGACAUGCCGUUUAUGGAUGUGCUGAGGUGGAAGGAGAUGGCUGUGUUUGUGAAAGGUGGUGUGAAGAAUAAUACUGACACGUGGAAGAAAAGACAAGAUAACAUGAAGAGAUUGUGUGUGGAAGGAAGUAAGCACUUGCAGUGGAAUCGACCUCCUCAGCCGUUGGAUGCAUUUAACACUAUAAUGUAUCAGUUGUGGCUUAGACGCCAUACCGUUAGAUAUGAAAGCAGCAUUCAAUCAAACUGAUUGCAUAUCUUGGAUGUUCAUACUUCAUAUACACAGGCAAUUAUGUAAUGUUUAUAGCUUAUUUUUAGGUAUAUUAAUAUAUGUUAUUUCAUGUCUAAAAUCAAAUAAAUAAACUUGAGUUUUUGCUUUAAA